AUGGUCUCAUCUACAGCGCCCUAUGGGACUUGGUCAUCGCCUAUUACAGCACAAGCCAUAACUAAAGGGGCAAACGGCAUCGCAGAUGUUCUCGUCGACGUCAUUACUUCAGAAGUCUACCGUGUCGAAAACCGACCGUCCGAGGCAGGGCGGAACGUUCUAGUUCAUACCAAAUUAAACAAGGAUGUAGUCGGGGAAGGUUGGAAUGUCCGAACAGGCGUUCAGGAAUACGGUGGAUUAGCGGCGGUCAUUCACGCUGGUGUUAUUUACUUUUCACAUUUACCGGAUGGGCGCGUCUAUUGA
This is a messenger RNA of Laccaria bicolor S238N-H82, 303 nucleotides long. RefSeq lists its product as uncharacterized. Bases 1 to 303 code for a protein of 100 amino acids. NCBI's taxonomy places the organism in Eukaryota, Fungi, Basidiomycota, Agaricomycetes, Agaricales, Hydnangiaceae. The transcript has 2 exons. The record is from RefSeq and is a predicted model, not a curated record.